Annulohypoxylon maeteangense is the source of this 381-nucleotide messenger RNA. RefSeq lists its product as uncharacterized. The coding region runs from base 1 to 381 and encodes 126 amino acids. The transcript has a single exon. NCBI's taxonomy places the organism in Eukaryota, Fungi, Ascomycota, Sordariomycetes, Xylariales, Hypoxylaceae. The record is from RefSeq and is a predicted model, not a curated record.
AUGCCGAGUAUAUUCGAGAAAAUCCAAGCCAAGAUCGAGCUGUUCCGGCUCGAACAACGAUACACCCGCAACCGACAUCGUCGCUCUGCAUUCAUCAGCAAUGCUAUUUAUGUCGACGGCGAGUACAUUUAUCAGACUCCCAACAAUACCGGCUCGUCUACCAACAGCUCUUCUACAGCUGCCUCAUCACCAAUGGAAGAAAAUAGCAGGCGUCGUAGUGUAGCCAUCGAGGAGCCUAGCAGGCACUUUACUGAGCCUACGCCACAACAAAAGAAGCGAUUGAACAGAUUCUCAUCGAUGCCCGGAUUCGGCUCUUCAACGAAGAGCAACACCUCCCGGGAUUGGAGGACUAGCACCAUCGAUGUAAAUGAGGUGCGCUGA